Messenger RNA from Austrofundulus limnaeus, 913 nucleotides. RefSeq names its product NADH dehydrogenase [ubiquinone] 1 alpha subcomplex subunit 4-like 2. NCBI's taxonomy places the organism in Eukaryota, Metazoa, Chordata, Actinopteri, Cyprinodontiformes, Rivulidae. The record is from RefSeq and is a predicted model, not a curated record. The transcript is spliced from 4 exons. Gene Ontology annotation, cellular component: respiratory chain complex IV. Bases 105 to 350 code for a protein of 81 amino acids.
AGAGAGCAACAGGUCUAAAUCCUGCCGGCUGUGCGAAGCCAGUGGUUGUUGGGCCUCUGAGUUAUUCUGUUUCUGCACAGAAAGUUAAUUCAAGUGUAGCCCUGAUGUUUCGAAUGGGAGUCGAACACGCAAAGAGGCACCCUGGAAUCGUCCCUCAGAUGUUCUUAAUCUGCCUGGGGAUGGGCGGAGCGUUCGUGUACCUGAUCCGGCUGGCCAGAGGUCCACAUGUAACCUGGAACAGGAAGGAAAACCCUGAGCCGUGGAAUAAACUCGACCCCACGUACCAGUACAAGUUUAUGUCCAUCAACACAGACUACAAAAACCUGAAGAAGGAGGGUCCAGAGUUCUGAUUCUCACAAACUGGAGUAAAAAAGAAAAGAAAAGAAAAGAAAAGAAAUCCAAAAGGAUCUGAUCUGGGGUCUGAUUUUCUCUUCCCGUUCUUCCGGACCUCGACACUGUAACUGGAGGGUGAAUUGGAUCCCAAAUCAGGACUUGUAACAAACUCUUUAGUGUUUCUGAGCCUGUGUGUUUUCCAAAAAAAAUAAAAAUAAAAAUGCUGCUGGUCACCAGGUAAAUGUGACCCAGACUGUCGCAGAUGUUUAGUGAAUAAUGAGGCAUUCGUUCUGACAUUUACUGAAGGAUAAUAAAGUGCUCCUGCAGCUUCUUCCUGUUUACCAGAACCUCUGAUCAGAGCUUCCAUUGUAUUUAAAAUCAUACUUUGCUUUGUAGAUAUGUUAAAAAUGCAUUGGUUAUGUAAUUUUACUGUAUAGAUUGUUUCUCAUCUGUCAUCCUGCUCAAAAAUCAAUUCAACAGCAAGAAAAAAAAAGCAUGGAAAAUAAAGAAAAUGAUCCAAAUAUUUUCAUAGUAAGGCUCCAGACAUCAAAAUAAAGAUUUGAAGCAAAACUAACACUGA